Dichomitus squalens LYAD-421 SS1 is the source of this 3593-nucleotide messenger RNA. RefSeq lists its product as uncharacterized. The transcript has 17 exons. The record is from RefSeq and is a predicted model, not a curated record. NCBI's taxonomy places the organism in Eukaryota, Fungi, Basidiomycota, Agaricomycetes, Polyporales, Polyporaceae. Gene Ontology annotation, molecular function: nuclear export signal receptor activity; small GTPase binding. Gene Ontology annotation, biological process: ribosomal small subunit export from nucleus; protein export from nucleus; ribosomal large subunit export from nucleus. Gene Ontology annotation, cellular component: nucleus; cytoplasm. Bases 47 to 3268 code for a protein of 1073 amino acids.
CGACUACGACUACUUCCGUAACGCGUCCAUCGAUCCACUUGCCACCAUGGAGGGCAUUCUCGACUUCUCCGCAGAGUUCGAUGUCUCGCUCAUGGACAGAGUGGUGAUGGCUUUCUAUUCAGGAGUUGGCCAGGAGCAACAACUGGCCCAGCAAGUUUUGACUCAAUUUCAAGAUAGCCCAGACGCCUGGACCAGGGUACCUGAUAUCCUCGAACGCUCGUCGUUUCCGCAGACGAAGUACAUUGGUCUGCAGAUUCUGGAGAAGUUGAUCAACACGAGGUGGAAGUCACUUCCCGAGGGUCAGCGGCAAGGCAUCCGGAACUUUGUCGUCGGGAUCACGGUGAAGGUCGCGUCGGAUGAGGCGACAAUGCGGAGAGAAAAGACCUACUUGAACAAGUUGAACCUCGCGCUCGUUCAGAUCCUCAAGCAGGAGUGGCCGCACAAUUGGCCAAUGUUCAUCCCGGAGCUCGUCGAGUCCUCGAAGACGAAUCUCUCGUUAUGCGAGAACAACAUGGUGAUCCUCAAGCUCCUGUCUGAGGAAAUCUUCGACUACUCGGCCGAGCAGAUGACGCAGGCCAAGGUCAAAAACUUGAAGAACCAGAUGUGCGGCGAGUUCUCCGAGAUCUUCAAGCUCUGUUCAGAGAUUUUGGAGGAGGCCCAGAAGACGUCCCUGAUCAGGGCAACCCUGGAGACGCUGCUUAGAUUCCUUAACUGGAUCCCUCUGGGUUACAUCUUCGAGACGACUAUCAUUGACCUGCUUCUAAACCGGUUCCUGGAGGCACCCGACUUCCGGAAUGUCACCCUCAAGUGUUUGGCGGAGAUUGCGGCUCUGAAUGUAGGCCCAGAAUACGAUCCCAAAUUCGUCAUUCUGUUCGCUAUGGUCAUGACCUCUGUGAACCGCAUGAUCCCUCCGAGCACCAACAUCGCGCAGGCGUACGCGAAUGCUGGCGACGCUGGCCAGGAGCUCGUCCUCAAUCUUGCCCUCUUCCUAUCCAACUUCUUGUCCACGCAUCUGCGUGCGGUCGAGACUGAGCAGAACCGCGAUGUUCUUUUGAACGCGCAUCUAUAUAUGGUCAAGAUCUCGCAGGUGGACGAGCGCGAGAUCUUCAAGAUUUGCUUGGAAUACUGGCUGAAGCUCGUAGCGGAGCUCUAUGAGGAGAUCCAGAGCCUGCCGAUCGGCGACAGCGGGCUGCUCAUGGGGCUCAGCUUGGGUAGCACGAACUCGAUGCUGAACGGCCAGUCGUUGCGCAAGAACAUCUACAGCGACGUGCUUUCCAAUCUUCGGCUCGUGGUGAUCGAGAAGAUGGUCAAGCCCGAGGAGGUUCUUAUUGUCGAGAACGAGGAAGGCGAGAUCGUUCGAGAAUUCAUGAAGGAGAGCGACACUAUCGUGCUUUACAAAUCAAUGCGCGAGCUUCUCGUGUACUUGACCCACCUGGACGUGGCGGACACCGAAAACAUCUUGACAGAGAAGCUCCAGAAGCAGGUCGACGGCUCGGAGUGGUCUUGGCAGAACCUAAACACGCUCUGUUGGGCCAUCGGUUCUAUCUCCGGCGCCAUGAACGAGGAGACGGAGAAGCGCUUCUUGGUUACAGUCAUCAAGGAUCUGCUCGGACUCUGUGAGAUCAAGCGCGGGAAAGACAACAAGGCCGUCGUCGCGUCCGAUAUCAUGUACAUUGUUGGCCAGUAUCCCCGGUUCUUGAAGGCGCACUGGAAGUUCUUGAAGACCGUCGUCAACAAGUUGUUCGAGUUCAUGCACGAGACGCACGAAGGCGUGCAGGACAUGGCUUGUGACACGUUCAUCAAGAUCGCGCAGAAGUGCCGGCGUCACUUUGUGAUGCAACAGUCAGGAGAGUCCGAGCCCUUUGUGGACGAAAUUCUGCGGUUGCUGCAUCGAAUCACCGUCGACUUAUCGCCGCAGCAGGUCCACACAUUCUACGAGGCCGUUGGAUACAUGAUCUCCGCUCAGCCGAACAAGCCUCAGCAGGAGAAGCUGAUUGCGAAACUCAUGGAGCUGCCCAACAAUGCGUGGGAUUCCCUCAUGGCCCAGGCGGCGCAGAACAUGGACGUGUUGAGCAGCCCUGACAACAUCAAGAUCUUGUCCAACGUCCUGAAGACCAACGUUUCAGCGUGCACGUCCAUCGGCACGUUCUACCUUCCCCAAAUUGGGAGGAUAUUCUUGGACAUGCUUGGUUUGUACAAGGCCGUCAGCGGUAUCAUCAGCGAGACCGUUGCCCGAGAAGGCCUCAUUGCGACCAAGACGCCGAAAGUUCGGCAGCUCCGAACAAUCAAAAAGGAAAUCCUCAAGUUGAUGGAGACGUUCGUCAAGAAAUCGGAGGACCUCGAGAUCGUGAACAGCAAUUUCAUGCCGCCCUUGCUAGACGCGAUCCUGGGCGACUACAACCGCAACGUGCCCGCGGCACGCGAUGCGGAGGUGCUGAACGUCAUGGCCACGAUUAUCGGCCGCCUGGGGCCCCUGCUCACACCUCAAGUGCCUGCGAUCCUAGACGCCGUCUUCGAGCCGACAUUGAACAUGAUCAACCAGGACUUUGCGGAGUUCCCAGAGCACCGUGUCGGGUUCUUCAAGCUGCUGCGUGCCAUUAACUUGCACUGCUUCCCAGCCCUGUUGACCCUUCCACCGGCGCAGUUCAAGCUGUUCAUGGACAGCAUCAUCUGGGCUAUCAAGCACACGAUGCGGGAUAUAGCCGAGACGGGCCUGAAUCUGUGUCUGGAAGUCGUCAACAACUUCGCUGGCGCCGAUCCGGCGGUAGCGAACGCGUUCUUCCAGCAGUACUUUUUGAGUAUCAUGCAAGACAUCUUCUACGUUCUGACGGAUACGGAUCACAAGAGCGGCUUCAAACUCCAAUCGCUGCUGCUCGCGCGGAUGUUCCAGCUCGUCGAGACGAACCAGAUUUCCGUCCCGCUGUUCGAUCCCGCAGCAGUGCCUGACCCAACGAUCAGCAACGCGGUAUUUUUGCGCGAGUACACGGCGAACCUGCUCAAGUCUGCGUUCCCACAUGUCCAAAAUUCGCAAAUCCAGACGUUCGUCCUUUCUUUGGGCGAGUUCCACAGCGAUAUCAACCGGUUCAAGCUUGCGCUUCGCGACUUCCUGGUGCAGCUCAAGGAGUUCUCUGGGGAUAACGCGGACCUGUACCUCGAAGAAAAGGAGCUGGAGGCCCAGCGCAAGGCGCAAGCGGAGCGCGAAGCUGCGAUGCGCAUCCCGGGAAUGCUCAAGCCGUCGCAGCUCGAGGACAAGGACGAGGAUAUUUGACGGACAAACGCGCGCGCAUCGUCUCUGCAUGACUGACUUAUCUGUAUGAUAGACAUUCCCAUCUCGGUUCUGUUCACUUUCGAGUCGCGCUUGACUGAUUGUUUUUGCUGCCGCUUGCUCCUCUCAAUCACCCCUGCCCCCUGAGCGCCAUGCAUUCCCCCUGCCCCUUACUCCCCAGGUUUUGCCCUGUCCCCCGAACCCCACAGCCUCCCAGAUCGUUCGUGUCAUUGGGUUGCGGGGCCCAUGUCGCGCCCGGCCCCGUCCCGUCCCUCGUCUUGCCAGCAGCCCUCUGUAACCUUGCUAUCGCCAUCUCGCUGUUCACCGC